Messenger RNA from Paramecium sonneborni, 999 nucleotides. The record is from the annotation of a GenBank genome assembly. NCBI's taxonomy places the organism in Eukaryota, Ciliophora, Oligohymenophorea, Peniculida, Parameciidae.
UAUGAAUAAUAUACUUAGCAGAUCUAUUAAAUUUUACUCAAGAAAUAAAAGAAAAAUUGAUCCACAUUUAACGAUUUUAGGACUUUAUCUUACAACAAAAUUCCUAUUCAGAAGAGCAAAAGCAAUUAUUUCAACAUUAAGUUUAUAAUAAGUAGAUAUUGCAAACAGAUAUGGAAAGGGAUCAUAUGCAUUAAUAACUGGGGGAGCUGGUGGAAUUGGAAGAGAAUUUGCUUUAGAUUUAGCUAGAAAAGGAUUCAAUUUGAUUAUUGUAGAUUUUAAUUAAGCAAGCUUAGAUUCAAUACAAUAAGAAAUAAAAUCAAUCAAAAGUGAUCUAAUGGUGAAAACUUUAUUAAUUGAUUUUGCUUAAGGUGAUAAUCCAGAAUUCUAUAAAAAAUUUUAGUAAGAAAUUUCAAAGUUAGACAUAUCUAUAUUAAUUAAUAAUGUUGGAACAUCAAAAGGAUAAUUUGGAAUUUUUAAUAGAUUACCAAUGAAAAAUAUUAUAGAAGGAUUUAAUAUAAAUUUUGUUGCCCAAAUAAUGGUUACAUAAGCUGUCAUUAAUCAGAUGAUAUUAAGAAAUAAAUACUAAUCAUUAAUAUUGAAUUUAAGUUCUGCUUCAGCAUAUUAUCCAUAUCCAUUUUUUUUUGGUUAUGGAGCAUCUAAAGUAUUAUAGUUAAUAAUAUUUAGAUUGGAAUUGCAAAUUUUUUUGAUGCUUUAUCAUUAGAAUUAAGGAACCAUAAAAAUAUUGACAUAUUAACUUUAAAGCCUUAUUAUGUAAGCACUGCAAUGAUAAAUCAUCAAAAAGGAGCUUUUAUAAUUUAGCCACAAAAGCUUGUUUAAUCUACAUGGAAAUAUGUUGGAAGGACAAAUGAAAUUACUCCAAAUUGCAUUCAUUAAAUCUAAUUAUACCUUGAAAGUUUAUUGCCAAUAUUUUUAAGAAAUUUUAUGUCAAGGAUGUCCCAUGAAAAGGGAGCUGAAGCUGUAACUCAGAUAUAAGAAUGA